UCGACCUCCCAUAUUCAACAAGACGCUCCAGUAAUAAUCCACUCACCUGCGCGACCCAACCCGACUCGCCCUAUCAAACUGUCCAGACUGGUCGCCAGCCGCUGCACCUGACUGCGCACCCCGUCCAUCUUCAGACGUGCCUGCGUCGCCCGCUUGACCACACCACGACGACUGCACACGGGCUCGCCAGCAACGCACCAGAACACACCCACGCACGAUGCCGCCUCACGGGGGCCGCUUCCCCGGCCACAAUCUCUCCAACCCCUUUGCACACCUCUCCGCCCCGAUACACCAGCAGCCACAGCCACAACCGCCUCUCCCACAACAGCAGAACAUGCAGCAGCACCCGGGCUUUGGCGGCGGCAACCAGGCACACAAUCUCAACCUCUUCGGCCACGGCCAGAACAGCUUCCAGGCGAGUGCCGCAGCCCUGGGCGGCGGGCUUGGUGGGGCAGGCUUGGGCGCCGCAGCAGCGCUUGGAGGGGCAGGUGGAGGGACGGGGUUGGAUGGUCAUGAGGCGCGCAUGCGGUUUGCACAUGGUGCUCAGCUACAGCAGGAUGCCGUACGCGGCCAGGACGGCGCAAAGGGCCUUCAGGGACAGCGGAUACGCGACGUCUGGCGCUCCAACUUGCACCAAGAGAUGGACCUCCUGCGCUCGCUCAUCGACCAGUAUCCCUACGUCAGCAUGGACACCGAGUUCCCCGGUGUCGUCGCUCGCCCCAUUGGUGACUUCAACUCAAAAGCCUCGUAUCACUACCAGACGGUGCGUUGUAAUGUCGAUCUGCUCAAGAUCAUUCAGCUAGGCGUCACCCUGUUCUCAAUACAAGGCGAGGUUCCUCCGUCGCACCUCGACUCUUCGCAACUCAACUACCAACCAAAGUCGUUGCAGCGCUACGCCAACAACAUUAUCGUCUGCCCUUGCACGUGGACAUUCAACUUCCAGUUCUCGCUUGAAGAUGACAUGUACAACGAGGAGUCCAUUCAGAUGCUCAAGAAAUCUGGUGCCGACUUCGACAAACACGCAUCCCAGGGCAUCAAUCCUGAAGAGUUUGGAUCGCUUCUCAUCACAUCUGGCAUGACGCUUACCGAAGACGUCAAUUGGAUUUCCUUUCACUCUGGCUACGACUUUGCAUACUUGAUAAAGAUGCUCACUUCGAAACCAUUACCCGAAGACGAGGACGCAUACCGCAGGCUUGUAGAAGUGUUUUUCCCCCGGUUGCUGGACGUCAAGUAUCUUUGGCGACACGCCAACAACCUCGUCCGCCGUGGUGUGAUUGGAGCCACAGCGACCAACAUUCUCAACAAUCUGGGCACCAAGUCGGGGCUUCAAGAUCUUGCGGACGAACUCGGCUGUCAGCGCGUCGGAAACUCACAUACCGCCGGAUCUGAUGCAUGGCUGACAGGAACUGUCUUUUGGGAGAUGAAGAAGAAGAUCUUUGAUAACCAAGUUCCCAACGAGAUGAACGGCCAGAUGUGGGGGCUCACAGGCGUUGGACCGCCAGCAAGCGCAACAGCACAAGCUGCCGUGCUUGCUGCACAAGGCGCUCAAACCCUCUCAGGCUUCCAGGGCAUGAAUGGCGGUAUGAUGUUCCAUCCUGGGCAAGCCAGACAUGGCGGUGAAGGACCAAGCACACCGACUAGCCAUUCUGUGGGCCUGGCGACUACACCAGGGCCUGGAGGACACGGCAUGAUGACACCAGGUGGUGCUGAGACCAUGUAG
This is a messenger RNA of Dothidotthia symphoricarpi CBS 119687, 1720 nucleotides long. RefSeq names its product CAF1-domain-containing protein. Lineage: Eukaryota; Fungi; Ascomycota; Dothideomycetes; Pleosporales; Dothidotthiaceae. Gene Ontology annotation, molecular function: poly(A)-specific ribonuclease activity; nucleic acid binding. The coding region runs from base 218 to 1720 and encodes 500 amino acids. The transcript has 3 exons. Gene Ontology annotation, cellular component: P-body; CCR4-NOT core complex; CCR4-NOT complex. The record is from RefSeq and is a predicted model, not a curated record.